AUGGAUUUGAGAGCUUUGAAAUAUGUCCUUGGUGUUAAGAUUGCCAGGGGGCCACAGGGAAUUUUUAUGAGUCAAAGGAAGUAUGCAUUGGAUAUCAUUGCGGAGGCAGGGUUACUUGGGGCGAAACCUGUAGAGUUUCCUAUGGUGCAGCACCAUCAGCUGGCUGUGGCAGAGGGUCCUAUGUUUGAUGAUCCGGAGAAAUAUCGUAGAUUGAUGGGCAGAUUGAUAUAUCUUGCUGUUACGAGACCUGAUCUGGCAUAUUAUGUUCACAUUUUAUCACAGUUUAUGCAGGUGCCUAAGGUGGUUCAUUGGGAGGCCGCGUUACGCGUAGUUCGAUAUUUGAAGAAAAAUCCUGGACAGGGCAUAUUAUUUCGUUUUGACAGUGAUCUCCGCCUGGAGGGAUGGUGUGAUUCGGAUUGGGGUAGGUGUCCUCUUACUAGGAGAUCUGUGAGUGGGUGGUUUGUAUUGUUGGGAUAUUCUCCUAUUUCCUGGAAGACUAAGAAGCAGCCUACAGUUUAUCGAUCAUCUGCAGAGGCAGAAUAUCGUUCGAUGGCUGCUAUUGUGUGUGAAUUAAAGUGGUUGAAGCAGUUAUUAGGUGAUCUUGGAAUUCAACAUCCUGCAUGA
Molecule: messenger RNA, 624 nt
Organism: Beta vulgaris subsp. vulgaris (sugar beet)
Lineage: Eukaryota; Viridiplantae; Streptophyta; Magnoliopsida; Caryophyllales; Amaranthaceae
Exons: 1
Coding region: 1-624 (207 amino acids)
Source: RefSeq, a predicted model, not a curated record